CUGAGAAGCCAACUGCCACCUAAACAGAGCAGUCUUUGCUACAGGUACCACCAGUGCGACUACAAAGGAAAGUGUGUAUUCCUUUAUAUCUGCUGCCACUGCCUUUACAUACUACACAGACUGCCUAAAACCGCUGCUACAACUAGGUGGACACCUGCUGUUGCUUCACCUGAGCAGGGGAGGCCAAACUGUCCAUCUACAGUAGCAGGAAGAACAGAGUGGAGAACAGGCUGAUGUCAGGAGUCAGGAGGUUACAGCACAAAAUUUGAGAAGCUGAGAGACUGUCUAAUUGUAAAAGAGUGAGAGAGUAGCUUUCGGCAACUGAGUUAAGGGACUAUGGGGUUGAAGGGGUCAUUCGUCCUCCAGUUGUUGCUGGGCCUGGUGUUUGUGGCCAGCGGAUUGGCUAUCAACCUCAUCCAGCUGGUCACAUGUGUGCUCUGGCCAAUCCACAAGCAGCUUUACCGACGCAUCAACACACGACUGGCCUACUCCCUUUGGAGCCAGCUGGUCAUGUUGUUAGAGUGGUGGUCGGGGACUGAAUGUACCCUGUACCUAGACCAGACUUCCACAGCCGAAAAGCUGGGCAAAGAGCACGCCAUCAUCAUCCUCAACCACAACUAUGAGAUAGACUUCCUCUGUGGGUGGACCAUGGCCGAACGCUAUGGAGUGCUUGGGAGUUCCAAGGUGCUCGCCAAGCAUGAGCUGCUGAAGGUGCCUCUGAUUGGCUGGACAUGGUACUUCCUGGAAGUGGUAUUCUGUAAGAGGAAAUGGGAAGAGGACAAGAGGGCUGUCACCGAUGGGCUGAAUCAGCUCAGAGACUAUCCAGAAAAUAUGUGGGUGCUGUUGUACUGUGAGGGUACCAGAUUUACUGAGAAGAAACAUCAAAUAUCCAUGGAGGUAGCUGACAGCAAAGGGCUGCCAAGGCUGAAGUACCAUUUGCUGCCCAGAACUAAAGGAUUCACCACCACACUCCACUGUCUAAGAGAUACAGUAUCGGCUGUUUAUGACGUCACUUUGAACUUUAGAGACGGACAGGCUCCCACUCUACUGGACAUUUUGAAAGGACACAAAUACAAGGCUGACAUGAGUUUGAGGCGUUACCCAGUGGAGCAGAUUCCUAUGGAUGAAAAGGAGUGUGCUGGCUGGCUGCACCGUCUCUAUCAAGAAAAGGAUGAUUUACAGGAACAGUAUUUUACUACGGGCCGUUUCCCUGGCAACCCCGUGACUCCUCCCCGCCGCCCAUGGUCACUCCUUAACGUCCUGUUUUGGGCGGGGCUUUUACUGUCCCCUCUUGUCCAGUUGGUGGUUUGUGUGGUUGCCAGUGGUAAUCCUCUUCUCAUCCUUGGCCUCCUCCUCCUGCUGUUUGUUGCAACAAUAUCUUUGAACAAGUUGAUCAGUGUUUCAGAGGUGAAGAAGACAGGGUCCAGCUAUGGAGUCCAGGGGACCAAGAAAGACACCUAGACACACACACACACACACACACACACACACACACACACACACACACACACACACACACACACACACACACACACACAAAC
Lampris incognitus (smalleye Pacific opah) is the source of this 1541-nucleotide messenger RNA. It is a transcript of the gene agpat3, whose product is annotated as 1-acylglycerol-3-phosphate O-acyltransferase 3. The transcript is spliced from 12 exons. Gene Ontology annotation, molecular function: 1-acylglycerol-3-phosphate O-acyltransferase activity. NCBI's taxonomy places the organism in Eukaryota, Metazoa, Chordata, Actinopteri, Lampriformes, Lampridae. The record is from RefSeq and is a predicted model, not a curated record. The coding region runs from base 337 to 1461 and encodes 374 amino acids. Gene Ontology annotation, cellular component: endoplasmic reticulum; endomembrane system.